AUGAUAAAAUUAGUUAUAUUAUUUUAUAUAUUUUUAAUAUUCAUAAGUUCUUUUAAGUGUGAGGUAUAUAAAAAAUUUUCAAUAAUUUUGAAAGGAAAGGCUACUUUAAAUAGUUCUAUCAUAAGUACUGUUGGAAUAUUUCUCAGUGUGGUUGUAUCUGUCCUAGAAUCUAUUGGGAAUACAAUUAUUAAGAAAAGUCAUUUGAUAUAUGCACAAUAUGAAAGGUUGUUAGAAGGAUCUAACAUUCCUUCAACGAAUGAAGAGAAUGAUAAUAGUGAAUUUGAAUUUAACAAAAAUUUGAAAGGUAAAGGUGAUAUUAUUAAUUUUGAGGCUAAUAAUACAUAUAGUAGUGAUACAAGUUAUUGUAGUAAUUAUGUGGGUUGUUAUAAUUAUGAUGAUGGCAUUAUAUGUAGACAUUAUGUUGAUGGAAAUAAAAUUAAUGAGGAACAAACAAAGGCUAUAAAUAAGUCAAGGAUAUAUAAAAGAAGUAAGAAAGAAAAAAAAUAUUCCUUUUUUAAUAUAUCAAUAAAAAGUUUUCAAAAUUGUAAAAAUAACUUUCGAAAGAAAAAAGAAAAAAAAUAUAAGGAAAGGAAGAAUAAAAAUAAAAUAUAUUCUUCUAAGUCGUUAUAUAAUGAUAAUAUCAAUACAAAAUUAGAAGAAUAUGAACAUGAUAAUAAGAAUAAAUAUGAGGAAUAUUUAUUUAAAAGACAACAAAUGAAUACAAAUCAAGUAAUAGAAAGAAAAUUUAGUAAAAAUAAAAAAAGAACAUUAAAGGAUAACCAUAUAAUAGAUUCUAUAUACUAUAAUUAUUCAAAAGAAUAUAAUCUAUCUAAUAAUAACAUAAAUGAACAAGUAGUAAACAUUAUUGAAACUUUUACAUCUAAAGAAGAUGUAGACAAUAUGGAUAACAUUUUUCAAAAUUAUAAUAUACAUAACAAAAAAAAUGACAUUAUACAUAAUAAAGCAAAACGUAUACAUAAUAUAUAUUAUAGUGAUAAAAAUAUUAAUGAAGAAAAAAAAAAAAAAAAAAAAAAUUCAUAUAAUAGUAAUUAUAAUACUAGGGAAAUUAACAAAAAUAUCAAACGAAAAGGAAGGUUCUUACAAUCUAUUAAAAAUUUUGAUUAUAUUUCAUUUAAAAAACUAAAAUUUUUUAAUUUUUUCUAUAGAAGAGGAAAGAGCAAAAAUAAAACACAUAAUUGCCUUUCUAAUACAUAUAUUAAGAAAUGGAAAAAGUACAAUUUAAAAAAAAAAAUAGCAAAAAAAAAUAAAAACAAAAACAAAAUAAUAUACCCAUUUGAUAAUUAUUAUAAGGAUAUUUUUUAUAGACACAACACGUCAAUGAAUAAUUAUCAAUAUUUAUCAUAUGACCAUAUUGAUCAUGAGGAAACACACAUAUCAGAAGAAAUUAGUAUUUAUAGUAUUGAACUAAUGCCCAUAAAAUCAGUCCAUAAUAUGAAUAAUAGUUUAUUUAUAAAAAGGAAUGAAAAACAAAAAAAUGUUAAGUAUUCAUUAAAAUAUAAUAAUAAAAAAAAAAAAAAAAAAAAAACAAGAAAUAAAUGUAAUAAGAUAUAUAUAUUAAAUAAAAGGAAGAGGAAAAUAAACAAAGAAAAAUUUAAUCAACGUAUUAUAGCUAAACAUAUAUGUAGUGAUAAAAAGAAAUGUUAUUCAUCCUUACCAUCACAUUCUAUAGUAAACACAACAGAGAGUGACUUGUUGCACUACAAAAAUGAUGAAAGAAAUUGUAGUAAUACAUAUGUUCGAAUACAAAAAAAUAUAUAUUCUGAAAAGAAAAAGAAUGAACAUUCUAAUAAUAGUAAUAAUAAUAAUAAUAUGAACAAUAAUAAUAAUAGUAAUAGUAAUUCUGAUCAAAAUGACAUACAAAAUGUCAAAAAAAAAAGUUAUUAUUAUUUUUAUUUUGGAAUUAUUUUAACAAGUGCUGUGGCACCAGCUUUCAAUAUAUUUAGUAAUUUACUGCUACCUGCCUCUAUGGUUGGAUUUGUAAGUAUUAGAAUUAUUUGUUCCUUUUUGUUAGAAAGAUUUGUUUUAAAAGAAAAGCAAUCAUUAUAUUUGUUAGUUGGUAUACCAUUUUCUACUGUAGGAUUAAUACUUAUAACGAUAUUUUCUUCUAAUGCUAAUGAUCCAAAGGAUAUAGAUUAUAUUUUUAAUUUAUUUCUUAAAUUAGGAUCAAUAUUACUUUUAACUAGCGAAAUAGUAUUUUCUCACGUAACUGUAUUUUUUUCUGUUUUAUAUUUACAAAAAAAAAGAAAAAAUAAUUUCCUCUUUUUUUUCUCACCCCUUUCAUCUGGAAUUAUGGGUUCGUUAGUAACCAUUUUUUCAAAGGCUACAUUAAUGGGAUUAAUGUCUAUAAUUUUAAAUACACAGUACAAAUUUUAUCAUAUAUUUAUCAAUUAUAAAUUAUUAAUUCUUACCAUGAUAACCUUAUUUACAACUAUAACCGAAAUAUUUUAUACGCCCUACCUAUUGAAACAUUAUAAUUUGACACAUAUUGUGUCUCUAAAAAGUUUUGGAAAUAUAAGCUUUAAUGCAAUAAAUGGAAUGUUCAUUUUUAACGAAAGACCAUCGUGCAAUUAUUUGUGGAGCUGCGGAUUUUUCCUUGUUCUUAUAGGCAUAUUAUUUCUCUCAUAUGAAAAUAUUAUACCAUACACAUUAAAUUAUAUAAAAUUAUAUUAUCGGAGACCAAUAUAA
This is a messenger RNA of Plasmodium falciparum 3D7, 2706 nucleotides long. RefSeq names its product putative magnesium transporter. The coding region runs from base 1 to 2706 and encodes 901 amino acids. Gene Ontology annotation, biological process: magnesium ion transport; magnesium ion transmembrane transport. NCBI's taxonomy places the organism in Eukaryota, Apicomplexa, Aconoidasida, Haemosporida, Plasmodiidae. Gene Ontology annotation, molecular function: magnesium ion transmembrane transporter activity. The record is from RefSeq and is a predicted model, not a curated record. The transcript has 2 exons. Gene Ontology annotation, cellular component: membrane.